AUGCAACCUAUGGUCAUGCAGGGAUGCCCUUACACCCUCCCACGAUGUCAUAAGUGGCGGGCAGCUGACAACUUCCAUCACAGCCGUAGCCUCCGAAGCACCUGCCCCCAGCCUCAGGUUAGAGCUUCUGCCACCACCCCCGUACCUCCUCACGAUAGUGCUGGGGUACCCUGCCUAAGUCCAAAGCUAUUCAACGGGUCUGUUGGUGCCACCAGAAUCCUGGAACCACCAGCCAUGAAUCUGUGUUGGAAUGAAAUAAAAAAGAAGUCUCACAAUCUCCGUGCCCGGCUAGAGGCCUUCUCAGACCACAGUGGAAAGCUUCAGCUCCCUCUCCAAGAGAUAAUUGACUGGCUCAGCCAAAAGGAUGAGGAAUUGUCAGCUCAGCUGCCCCUACAAGGGGAUGUGGUCCUGGUGCAACAGGAGAAGGAGACACAUGCGGCCUUUAUGGAUGAUGUCAAGUCUCGAGGCCCCUAUAUUUACUCUGUGCUGGAAUCAGCUCAGGCCUUCCUGUCCCAGCACCCAUUUGAUGAAUUAGAGGAGCCUUGUUCUGAGAGCAAAGAUACCUCUCCUAGACAGCGGAUCCAGAAUCUCAGCCGCUUUGUGUGGAAGCAGGCAACAGUGGCCAGUGAACUCUGGGAGAAGUUGACAGCCCGCUGCGUGGACCAGCACCGCCACAUUGAGCACACUCUGGAGCAGCUGUUGGAGAUCCAAGGGGCAAUGGAGGAAUUAAGUGAAACUCUGACCCAGGCUGAGGGAGUCCGAGCCACUUGGGAGCCCAUUGGGGAUCUCUUCAUUGAUUCACUUCCCGAGCAUAUCCAGGCUCUUAAGCUAUUCAAGGAAGAAUUCUCCCCCAUGAAAGAUGGAGUGAAGUUAGUAAAUGAUCUGGCCCAUCAGCUUGCCAUUUCUGAUGUGCACUUGUCAAUGGAGAACUCCCGGGCUUUGGAGCAAAUCAAUAUCCGGUGGAAACAGCUACAGGUGUCAGUUGGUGAGAGACUUAAGCAGCUUCAGGAUGCUCACCGGGACUUUGGGCCUGGGUCACAACACUUCCUCUCCUCUUCUGUUCAGGUUCCCUGGGAAAGAGCAAUUUCACCCAAUAAAGUUCCCUACUACAUCAACCACCAGGCUCAAACCACAUGCUGGGACCAUCCCAAGAUGACAGAGUUAUACCAAACUCUAGCUGAUUUGAACAACAUUAAGUUCUCAGCUUACCGCACUGCCAUGAAGCUACGCAGAGUCCAGAAGGCACUGCGCUUGGACCUGGUAACUUUAACCACAGCCCUGGAGAUCUUCAAUGAGCAUGAUCUGCAGGCCAGUGAGCAUGUGAUGGAUGUGGUGGAGGUCAUUCACUGCCUGACUGCCUUAUAUGAACGGCUGGAGGAGGAAAGAGGCAUCCUGGUCAAUGUGCCGCUCUGUGUGGACAUGAGUCUCAACUGGCUCCUCAAUGUUUUUGAUAGUGGUCGCAGUGGAAAGAUGCGGGCAUUGUCCUUUAAGACUGGCAUUGCCUGCCUGUGUGGCACGGAAGUGAAGGAAAAACUGCAGUACCUCUUCAGCCAAGUGGCCAACUCAGGCAGCCAGUGUGACCAACGCCAUCUUGGUGUCCUGCUUCAUGAAGCCAUUCAGGUGCCCCGUCAGCUGGGGGAAGUGGCAGCCUUUGGUGGCAGCAACGUGGAGCCCAGUGUCCGCAGUUGCUUCCGUUUUAGCACUGGGAAGCCAGUCAUUGAAGCUUCACAGUUCCUGGAAUGGGUCAACUUGGAGCCCCAGUCCAUGGUGUGGCUGGCUGUUCUACAUCGGGUCACCAUUGCUGAACAAGUAAAGCAUCAGACCAAGUGCUCUAUCUGUAGGCAGUGUCCCAUCAAGGGCUUCAGGUACCGGAGUCUGAAACAGUUUAACGUGGACAUUUGCCAGACCUGCUUCCUGACUGGCAGGGCCAGCAAGGGCAACAAACUUCAUUACCCCAUCAUGGAGUAUUACACCCCGACCACAUCCAGUGAGAACAUGAGGGACUUUGCCACUACUUUAAAGAACAAAUUCCGCUCAAAGCAUUAUUUCAGCAAACACCCUCAGCGAGGUUAUCUGCCUGUUCAAUCGGUGCUGGAGGCUGACUACAGUGAGACGCCAGCUUCUUCCCCGAUGUUGCCACAUGCUGACACACACUCCCGAAUUGAGCAUUUUGCCAGCAGACUUGCUGAGAUGGAAAGUCAAAAUUGCUCCUUCUUUAAUGACAGCCUGUCCCCGGAUGACAGCAUAGAUGAGGACCAGUACCUGCUACGGCACUCCAGCCCCAUUACAGACCGGGAGCCAGCCUUCAGACAGCAGGCACCAUACAACAUGACCACGGAAAGCAAAGGGGAGCUUGAAAAGAUCCUAGCCCACCUAGAGGAUGAAAACCGGAUUCUCCAGGGAGAGCUGAGGCGCCUGAAGUGGCAGCAUGAGGAGGCCGCUGAGGUACCCCUGCUGACUGAGGGCUCUGCCGAGGUGGCACAGGACCACUGCAAUGAGGAGCUGCUGGCUGAGGCCCGGAUCCUUCGGCAGCACAAGAGCCGCCUGGAGACGCGCAUGCAGAUUCUUGAAGACCACAACAAGCAACUGGAGUCCCAGCUGCAGCGCUUAAGGGAGCUGCUCCUACAGCCACCUAUAGAAUCCAAUGGCAAUGGCUCUGUGGGCUCGUCUCUGGCUUCCUCUCCACAGCAGUCAGAAAGCAGUCACCCCCAAGAGAAAGGACAGACUACUCCAGACACUGAAGCUGCAGAUGAUGUGGGAUUGAAGAGUCAAGAUGUCAGCCUCUGCUUGGAGGACAUCAUGGAGAAGCUCCGCCACGCUUUCCCCAGUGUACGAAGUUCUGAUGUGACUGCCAAUACACUGCUGGCCUCUUGA
Rangifer tarandus platyrhynchus (Svalbard reindeer) is the source of this 2874-nucleotide messenger RNA. Lineage: Eukaryota; Metazoa; Chordata; Mammalia; Artiodactyla; Cervidae. The record is from the annotation of a GenBank genome assembly.